CCGAGGCAGAGGAAUCCGGUAGUCGCCGAGCACGGCCCUCUCGGCUCCUCCCUCUCCAGUGCCGACCUCCCCAAGAUGGCGGGCGGUGGUGAAUCGCUUCCGCUUCCGGGGUGAGCGGCCAGGCCCACGGGGGGGCAAGAUGGCGGCGGCAGUGGGGGUCCGCGGCCGGUGCGAGCUGCCUUCUUGCUCCAGCCCAGGCUGGCUCUUCAGCCUUUCCGCCUUGCUGAGUAUGGCGGCACGAGGGGCCUUCGCCACCACGCACUGGGUCGUCACGGAAGACGGGAAGAUCCAGCAGCAGGUGGAUUCACCAAUGAACUUGAAGCAUCCUCAUGACCUUGUCAUAUUAAUGAGACAAGAAACAACAGUUAACUACCUCAAAGAAUUGGAGAAACAAUUAGUUGCUCAAAAAAUUCAUAUAGAAGAGAAUGAGGACAGAGACACAGGACUGGAGCAGAGACAUAAUAAAGAAGAUCCAGACUGCAUCAAGGCCAAGGUGCCCUUAGGGGACCUGGAUCUGUAUGAUGGCACAUACAUAACUCUAGAGAGCAAAGACAUCAGCCCUGAAGAUUAUAUAGACACAGAAUCUCCUGUCCCUCCAGACCCUGAGCAACCUGAUUGUACUAAAAUACUAGAGCUUCCAUAUAGUAUACAUGCUUUUCAGCACUUGCGAGGUGUACAAGAGAGAGUUAAUCUUUCUGCACCUCUGUUACCUAAAGAAGAUCCAAUCUUCACAUAUUUAUCUAAACGGUUAGGAAGAAGUAUAGAUGACAUAGGUCACCUCAUUCAUGAAGGCCUGCAAAAGAACUCUUCCUCAUGGGUACUGUAUAACAUGGCCUCAUUUUACUGGAGAAUAAAGAAUGAGCCAUAUCAGGUAGUGGAGUGUGCCAUGCGAGCACUUCAUUUCUCUUCCAGGCACAAUAAAGACAUUGCACUGGUCAAUUUGGCAAAUGUUCUACACAGAGCACAUUUCUCUGCUGAUGCUGCUGUCGUGGUCCACGCAGCUCUGGAUGACAGUGACUUCUUCACUAGCUAUUACACUUUGGGGAAUAUAUAUGCAAUGCUUGGGGAGUAUAACCACUCAGUGCUCUGUUAUGACCAUGCUUUACAGGCCAAACCUGGGUUUGAGCAAGCUAUAAAGAGGAAGCAUGCUGUUCUUUGUCAGCAAAAACUUGAGCAGAAAUUGGAGGCUCAACAUAGAUCUCUCCAGCGAACACUGAAUGAGUUAAAAGAGUAUCAAAAGCAGCACGACCAUUACCUGAGACAGCAGGAGAUCCUAGAAAAACAUAAACUGAUUCAGGAGGAACAAAUCUUAAGAAAUAUCAUACAUGAGACUCAGAUGGCAAAAGAGGCACAAUUAGGAAAUCAUCAGAUAUGCCGUCUGGUCAACCAGCAGCAUAGUUUACAUUGCCAGUGGGACCAGCCUGUGCGCUAUCAUCGUGGAGAUAUCUUUGAAAAUGUAGACUAUGUUCAGUUUGGUGAAGAUUCAUCAACCUCCAGUAUGAUGUCUGUGAACUUUGAUGUUCAGUCAAAUCAGAGCGAUAUCAGUGAUUUGGUCAAAUCUUCCCCUGUGGCCCAUUCUGUUCUCUGGAUCUGGGGCAGGGACUCUGAUGCAUAUAGGGACAGACAGCAUAUUUUGUGGCCUAAAAGAGCAGAUUGUACAGAAAGCUACCCUCGAGUUCCUGAUGGUGGAGAAUUGCCAACAUAUUUUCUGCCUCCAGAAAACAAAGGACUCAGGAUCCACGAACUCAACAGUGAUGAUUAUUCUUCAGAAGAAGAGGCCCAAACCCCUGACUGUUCCAUAACUGACUUCAGAAAAAGCCACACUCUGUCCUACUUAGUCAAAGAAUUAGAGGUCCGCAUGGAUCUGAAAGCCAAAAUCCCAGAUGACCAUGCACGAAAAAUUUUACUUUCCCGUAUUAAUAACUAUACUAUCCCAGAAGAAGAAAUUGGGUCUUUCUUAUUUCAUGCUAUUAAUAAGCCAAAUGCUCCUGUUUGGCUCAUACUCAAUGAAGCUGGACUCUACUGGAGAGCAGUGGGAAAUAGCACUUUUGCUAUUGCCUGUCUGCAGAGGGCUUUGAAUUUAGCUCCAGUUCAAUACCAGGAUGUCCCUCUUGUCAAUUUGGCCAACCUUUUGAUUCACUACGGCCUUCAUCUUGAUGCCACUAAGCUGCUACUUCAAGCUUUGGCUGUCAACAGCUCUGAGCCCCUGACGUUUUUGAGCCUGGGAAAUGCUUACCUUGCUCUGAAGAAUAUCAGUGGGGCACUUGAAGCCUUUAGACAGGCUUUGAAAUUAACUACCAAAUGCCCAGAAUGUGAAAACAGUCUGAAAUUAAUCCGCUGCAUGCAGUUUUAUCCUUUUCUGUACCACAUCACCUCUUCUGUUUGCAGUGGUAAUUGUCAUGAGAAAACCCUGGACAACAGCCAUGGCAAACAGAAAUAUUUUGACAACUCACAGUCAUUGGAAGCCGGUGAAGAAGAACACUCUGAGAGAGGAACAGAGGAGGACCCUGUACUCUCUGUUGAACAUUCAGGGAGGGACUCAGAUGCCCUUAGACUUGAAAGUACUGUGGUUGAGGAAAGCAAUGGUUCUGAUGAGAUGGAGAAUACAGAUGAAACAAAGAUGUCAGAAGAGAUACUGGCUUUAGUGGAUGAAUUUCAACAAGCAUGGCCCUUGGAAGGCUUUGGGGGUGCACUAGAGAUGAAAGGGCGGCGUCUAGACUUGCAGGGGAUACGAGUGCUGAAGAAAGGUCCCCAGGAUGGAGCGGCCAAAAGUUCUUGCUAUGGAGACUGCAGAAGUGAAGAUGAUGAAGCAACAGAAUGGAUCACAUUCCAGGUCAAACGUGUAAAGAAACCCAAAGGAGAUCAUAAGAAAACUCCUGGGAAAAAGGUAGAAUCAAGUCAGGCAGAAAAUGGGCAUCGUUACCAAGCAAACCUAGAGAUCACGGGCCCAAAAGUGGCAUCUCCUGGGCCACAAGGGCUGCUAGACUGGAAGACCAGGGAAGUGCCAUAGAGAUAAUGUAACUGGAUUUCAGCAAGGCAUUUAACAGAGCCUCUUAUGAUAUCCUUGCGAACAAGAUGGAGAGAUCUGGUCUCAGCCUUCCCAUUGCCUACAGGAUAAAGUCCAGACUUUCUAGUGUGGCAUACAAGACCCUUUACAACUCGGCCUCUCUCUACCCUUCAGCACCAUUGUCUGAACCAACCAUGUUCUUAUUUUACCUCUGUGCCUUUGUGCAUGCUAUUCCAUCUGCCAGGAAUGCCCUUAACACUUCCUCUACAGUGCUAAAUGUCACUCAUCUUUAAACUUCAAAAUCAAGUGCCAUCUCUCUACCUUCACUCUAGCACUUAUCCUGUUGUAUUAUAUGAUAAUGGAUCCUUUAUGUUUGCCUUCCUCACUAGACUGUGAGCCCAAGAGCAGGCUAUCUUAUUACUCUUGUCUGUAUCCCUAGUGUUUUACACAGUUCCCAGACCCUUAUGAUAGGAGUUCAAUAAAUAUUUAUAAAAUGAAUUCCAAAAUAUAAAAGAAAAAAAUUUUUGUGAAUAUUAUGAUUAAAGUUUUUAAUUUAAGCAGUUUAUUUAAAACUCUUCUAAACUAUUUUUUUCUGUUUUAUUAAAAUCUCAAUCUAAACCUCUACCUGUACCUCAAACAGGUUUCUGUUGUUGGUAAAUUCCUACAAUAUAAGAAGUGCUAUAUAGAACUUAAGUUCUCCUUCCUGCCCAUUUCAUUAUGAUUCCCUCAGAAGAAUCCUUCCCAAAAAAAACAGUUCUGCUGUCUUCUUAGGAACUUGGUCUAAGUAAAGGGCCUGAGCUCAAAAGGUAAUACCUGUGAAGGAUGCUAAUAAACAGAGCUUUCAAAGCCCUGAAUAGUUUUAUAUAGUGAAAGAAACCUAGAUCUCCAUCCCCGCUCAGCAAUCCACUAGCCUUGUGACCUUGGGCAAGUCCCUUAAUUUCUCUGAGCCUUCAUUUUCUCAUCUGAGAAAUAAGGAUUAAAAUUUUAUCUCAUGAGACCAGGCCAGUGGCACAUACCUGUAAUCCUAGCACUUUGGGAGACCAAGUCAGGAGGAUCAUUUGAGGCCAGAAAUUCAAGACCAGCCUGAGCAAGAGCAAGACCACAUCUUUACAAAAAGUAGAGGAAAAAAUUAGCCGGGUUUGGUGGCAUGCACCUAUAGUCCCAGCUACUCCAGAGGUUUAGGCAGAAGGAUCACUUGAGCUCAGAGGAGUUUGAGGUUGCAAUGAGCUGUGAGGAUGCCACUGCACUCUAGCCAGGGCAACAGAGUGAGACUCUGUCUCAAAAAAAAAGGUACCUCAUGAGGUUAAUGAUGUAAAGCACUUAGCACAGGACCUGAACACAUAAGUGCUCUUAAAAUAAAUGAUAACCUGGCUGGUCCAAGUGUAAUGGUAUUUACAACUAAUUGAUCACAGUCAGUUACAGAUGUCUUUGUUCCUUCUCCACUCCCACUACUUCACUUACCUAGCUUUAAGGAAAAUAGUGAUGAUGACCUUUUAUUAGCAUCAUUAUUUUACACCCUGCUGCUCCUCUUUACAGCAGUGAUUCUCUACUUGGGGUGAUUUGGGGCCCCCAUGGGACAUCUGGCAGUAUCUGGAGCUGUUUUCCAGAUGUUUUAAUCUGAAGGAGGGUGCUACUAAGAUCUAGUAGAGACCAAAAGUGCUAAACAUCCUUCAGUGCACAGGACAGUCCCUUAGCGAAGGAUUAUCUAGCCCCAAAUGUCAAUAAUGCCAGGUUGAGAAACACCACUUUCAAGAUAUAUACAUCUACUGACUUAAGUUAGAGUUGUCCUUAUGAACUCAAAAUUUACAAAGGUAAAAAUUAAGUUAAAUGAGAAUGUUAACAUCAAAGAAUAUCUUAACCUUUAUUUCAUGUUGAUCAAUCUUAAUUCCAGAAAAGGACAAAUUUAUUUUUACUUCAUUUAUCUUUGAGAUUACAGCUUGACUCAAUCUUUAUUCCCAUUGCUGUGUAUGAUAAGAUUUUAAUUAGAUCUAUAGAACAUGGAAACUCUAAAGACUGGAAGAAUGACUAGCACCUCUAAAUAUACCAGUUUGGAUAAAGUAAUCACCAGGAUAUAAGUCACUUCGGGUUCUGUUCCUUUGUAAUUGUGUAGAUUCAUGACAUACUUUG
This is a messenger RNA of Nycticebus coucang (slow loris), 5134 nucleotides long. It is a transcript of the gene TTC17, whose product is annotated as tetratricopeptide repeat domain 17. NCBI's taxonomy places the organism in Eukaryota, Metazoa, Chordata, Mammalia, Primates, Lorisidae. Bases 140 to 3010 code for a protein of 956 amino acids. The transcript has 20 exons. Gene Ontology annotation, biological process: actin filament polymerization; cilium organization. Gene Ontology annotation, molecular function: protein binding. Gene Ontology annotation, cellular component: cytoplasm; actin cytoskeleton. The record is from RefSeq and is a predicted model, not a curated record.